UAUCUGUUCCCUAUUUUGGUCCGUUUCGUGAAAUGUCAAACGCAAAAAUUUUUCGUCUAAUGAAUUAAAUAAUCUCCAAAAUCAUUAAAAAUCUAAAAGUUUUAUUCAAAUAAUAAUCACAUAUAAAUUGUCAAGGUGUCACAAAGAAGAACACGCACUUUUCAAAUAUGGUCUGUAAAAAAUGUAAAAGAUGGUCAAAGGGCUUUCCUCAAAAAUUUGGAUACAAAAGGCACUAUAAACAUCUGCAGCGAAAAUAAAGAUGACGUAGAUGUGUCUGUAGAAGGAACGCGUGUUAUGCAACUGGAAAAGCUUCUUCGAAAUCGGAACAUCGUGUAUGAAGUAACGGAAACCAAUGCCGACGCUAUGGGGAGAUUACGUCUUGCUAGUCCCUCUUCGUCCUCCUAUUCACCCAAAUCACCAAGAAAAAGUGGCAGACGACUAAAUGGUUCUCCUGAUGGCCGUGGUAUUGAUUUUACGGACUACCAUCCCUUGAACAUAAUCUAUAAAUACUUAGUGGACCUUGAAACUCAGUACCCUUCUAUUUGCACUUUGAGUGUUAUCGGUACGUCAGUGGAGGGCAGGGAUAUAAUGUUGCUUAAAGUUUCUAACAGCAAUGCGAGCAAUACAGGAGUUUGGUUGGACGGUACGAUACACGCCCGUGAAUGGAUCAGUGCAUCUGUUGUGUUGUACAUAGGCGAGCAGCUAGCGAAGAAUUUUGACAAUAUGCCAACGAACAUCACUAAUAAAGACUGGUAUUUAGUGCCUGUCGUGAAUCCGGAUGGAUAUGUUUAUACGCACACGAAUGAUCGAAUGUGGAGGAAAAAUAGAUCUCGACUCGGAUCGACCGUGGUUGGAGUGGAUCUUAAUAGAAAUUUUGGGGUAAGAUGGGGUGUAAAUGGUACAGAGUUCUCGUCUGGCGAUCCUAAUCAUAAUAAUUUUAGAGGAUCAAGUGCAUUCUCUGAACCAGAAGCAGGUGCUAUUAAGGAUUUAAUUUUGUAUUCGUCGAUACCGUUUAAGAUAUUUCUGACAUUCCACUCGUACAGUGAAGUUAUUACGUUCCCCUGGUGUUUUACGACUGACCCUUGUCCCGAUUAUGUGUAUUUACUUGAAGGAGCAACUGUCAUGUCGAAGGCUAUUUACGACACAAGCGGCCGUCUUUACAAAGUUGGUAACUUCAGAGAUUUAAUGUACCCAGCUAGUGGCACUAGUAUCGACUGGAGCUACGGUAUCGCGCGGAUACCGUAUUCAUAUUUAGUCGAGUUAAGAAGUAAAGAACAUAAAUUCGCUUUGCCCAAAAAACAGAUAAUCGAAUGCUGUGAAGAAAUAUGGAAUGGUGUAAAAGCUCUCGCUGAACAUGUAGAUAAAAAGAAAUGUUUAAAUUGUGAACCUUUAAGACAUAAAGAAAUACUGUAAAUUGUUAGAAAAAUGUUUAUUAAAAAUAAUUACAUUAUACCGAU
Messenger RNA from Papilio polytes (common Mormon), 1457 nucleotides. Its product is annotated as carboxypeptidase B-like. The transcript is spliced from 9 exons. Gene Ontology annotation, biological process: proteolysis. Lineage: Eukaryota; Metazoa; Arthropoda; Insecta; Lepidoptera; Papilionidae. Gene Ontology annotation, molecular function: zinc ion binding; metallocarboxypeptidase activity. The record is from RefSeq and is a predicted model, not a curated record. The coding region runs from base 295 to 1413 and encodes 372 amino acids.